Messenger RNA from Penicillium canariense, 1410 nucleotides. RefSeq names its product glycoside hydrolase family 5 protein. The record is from RefSeq and is a predicted model, not a curated record. The coding region runs from base 1 to 1410 and encodes 469 amino acids. Gene Ontology annotation, biological process: glucan catabolic process. The transcript is spliced from 4 exons. Gene Ontology annotation, cellular component: extracellular region; cell surface. Gene Ontology annotation, molecular function: beta-glucosidase activity. Lineage: Eukaryota; Fungi; Ascomycota; Eurotiomycetes; Eurotiales; Aspergillaceae.
AUGGCCACCGGAAUCCUUCGUGUGAAAGACAACAUUAUCGUCGAUGCCAAUGGGCAGCAAGUGGUCCUGCGGGGGGCAGCGAUCGGAGGAUGGAUGAAUAUGGAGAACUUCAUCACCGGCUUUCCCGGCCAUGAAUCGCAGCACCGUGCUGCCAUGCGCAAGGUCUUAGGUCCAGAGAAAUACGACUUCUUUUUCGACAAAUGGCUAGAAAACUUCUUCACCGAUUCCGACGCCAGAUUCUUCGCCAGUUUGGGCCUCAAUUGUCUCCGGAUCCCGUUCAAUUAUCGUCAUCUGGAGGAUGACAUGGCGCCCCGUGUGAUAAAACCGUCUGGAUUCAAGCAUCUAGAUCGGGUGAUUAAUAUUUGCGCUGCACACGGCAUCUACACCAUCCUGGACAUGCAUACUGUGCCGGGUGGCCAGAAUCCAGACUGGCACUCGGACAACCCGACCAGUUAUGCCGCGUUCUGGGACUACGCAGACCACCAGGAUCGAACGGUGUGGCUGUGGCAGCAGAUUGCCGCUCGGUACAAGGAGAACCCCUACGUCGCUGGUUACAAUCCUCUCAAUGAGCCCUGUGAUCCGGAGCAUGUACGACUCCCUGCUUUCUAUGAACGAAUAGAAAAGCAAAUUCGCGCCGUCGACCCUGAUCACAUUCUGUGGCUGGAUGGGAAUACCUUUGCCAUGGAGUGGAAAGGGUUUGACAAGGUGCUACCCAAUUGUGUCUAUGCCAUACAUGAUUACUCCACCAUGGGAUUCCCCACUGGCGAUCGAUACAUAGGUACGCCGGAGCAGAAGCAAACUCUCGAACGGCAGUACCUCCGCAAAACGCAGUUCAUGCUUGAGCAAGGCACCCCAGUCUGGAACGGCGAAUUCGGACCUGUCUACGCCGACCCAGUCCUUGAUGCUGAUGCAGAAGCAAUCAACCAAUCCCGGUACAACCUGCUAGGAGAGCAACUGCGGAUCUACGAUAAGUACAACAUCAACUGGUCCAUCUGGCUAUACAAGGACAUCGGCCUACAGGGUAUGCUCUACACCAACCCUGAUAGUAAAUGGAACAGAACCAUUCAGCCGUUCCUUGAGAAGAAACGCAUGUUUUGGCUGGACAAGUGGGGUCAGCGUCCAGCACCGGAACCGGAGGCUGCACUGCGGCCGCUGGUGGACUGGAUCGAUCGUGUCAGUCCGGCGGCCAAGUCAACCUACCCCACGCCCUGGAAUACGGAGAUGCACGUUAUUCGUAAUGUUUUUAAUACAUUCCUGGCUGCGUCUUUUGUGGAUGAGUUCGCCGCGUUGUUCCAGGGAAUGGAUGAGAAGGAACUGGAGGAGCUCGCAAGGAGCUUCCAUUUUGAGGAGUGUUUGCAGCGUCAAGGGUUGAAUCAUAUUCUGAAGGAUCACGCUAAGGCAUCACAGUGA